Messenger RNA from Magallana angulata, 470 nucleotides. RefSeq lists its product as uncharacterized. Lineage: Eukaryota; Metazoa; Mollusca; Bivalvia; Ostreida; Ostreidae. The record is from RefSeq and is a predicted model, not a curated record. The annotation marks the transcript as partial. The transcript has 5 exons.
GUUCCUUUUGAUGUGGAUUCUGACCCUUUAAGUGUAUCAAACUACUCGCCAAGUUCUGAUUCUGAAUCAGAUGAAAAUAAGAAGGUUUUGGAGUUCACCCCAAAUUCUUUGAGAGCUAGCCGCAACGCAAUGGAAAAACAGGGCAUCUUGACCCUCAGAAAAAACAGUGAGCAUUUUGAAGAAGAGUCCACCGCAGAUUUAUUGAGAUCUAGCCGCAACCCAAUGGAAAUACAGGACAUCUUGACCCACAGAGAAAACAGUGAGCAUUUUGAACAAAUUCCAUACCAUUGUUUUCCCUCUCUCAGUUCCUGUGAUGAAAGAAGUCAACUUGAUAGGGUCAGUGUCGGAGUUACAUGAACACAAUCCUAAAGGUCCAAGUACAGCACCUGAAUCACAUGUGACUGAAGAAGAUUUGAUGUCCAAACCAUGCAAGAGUGGAAGUGCAAAUGAAUCGGAUGUUACACCACAAG